CCAGUUGGUGGUGACUUAAACACAGCGGUGAAACGUCAUCAAAAUGCUCCGGCAGUUUACUUUCAAGUUUGUUGUGUUGACAUGAUUAGCUGCGAAGUUCUUCUCUAGGUACAGUUAACCUUGGUUUCUCCUGAAUGUAAACGAAUCAACCAAAAUUCUUCCCUGGCUGUAUCCUCAACCUAAGCAGGACCAAUGGAGGUGUCUCAUUCGAUCAGGGAGCGGACCAUAGCAGAGAACAGCCUGGUGAUCCUUCUCCAGGGGCUUCAGGGGGAGGUGACCAACGUGGACCUGAGGGAUGAGAGCACAGCGCAGGGACGUGUGGUCAAUGUGGAUGCCUUCAUGAACUUGCGUCUGGAGGAGGUGCUGUACCGGGACCGUCGCGGCCGGCUCAGUCAGCUGGCCGAUCUGUUUAUCACGGGCAGGAACGUGCGCUACGUCCACAUCCCCGACCACGUGGACAUCAUGGAGACCAUACAGACCCAGCUGACCAGGAUCAGACGCGUUCGCAACUUUGCCAGCGAGAAAGGGGGCAGGAAGGAGUAUCUAAAGAAAAAGAACUGAACUUGGAAGUGUGGAGGACGUUGUGUUGGCCCCAAGGGGCUGACCUUCUCUAGCCUGAGUUUCAGCUCCUUGUCACUCAUGGUAAUGCCAAACGUGUGGCUUGACAAUGAGCAAUGGAGUUGGCAAGCGCACAAACAGAUCUGGGACCAGUCUAUACUGAAUUUAUAAAAUUACUGAACUUGAAGGGUGGUAAUCUCGUCCACCAGCCGUCUUUCGCUCUCUGUCUAUAUGCAGUCAGCUAGCAAUUGAGCCUGGGGACGAGAUUAGAAGGAUGGAGUUUGUGUUGCCCCAAGGAGCCUUCCGUCACCGCUCAUUUCAAAUUGUGCAUUUUCUCCUUGUUUCAUUAAUGACUUGUGACUCCAGAACAGAAGAAUACAAAUUUGAAUCGAUUCUCACAAGUUACAGGUGUCGUCCUUGCGUCUUUAUGUUCUUAAUUCUUUAACAUUAUAGUUUAGAGGGUGACAGGUUCUCCUCUUUGAUUUUGUAGAAAAAAACAAGAAUCCAAGGAAAGAAAACAACAAAAGUUUAAGAAUGUCAAUACUUGGCAUUGUAAAGACUUUUCUUUGGUAAAUAAAGACAAUUAUUUUGGA
Coregonus clupeaformis (lake whitefish) is the source of this 1151-nucleotide messenger RNA. RefSeq names its product LSM10, U7 small nuclear RNA associated (gene lsm10). The coding region runs from base 193 to 561 and encodes 122 amino acids. NCBI's taxonomy places the organism in Eukaryota, Metazoa, Chordata, Actinopteri, Salmoniformes, Salmonidae. Gene Ontology annotation, biological process: mRNA 3'-end processing by stem-loop binding and cleavage. Gene Ontology annotation, cellular component: cytoplasmic U snRNP body; nuclear body. The transcript is spliced from 3 exons. The record is from RefSeq and is a predicted model, not a curated record. Gene Ontology annotation, molecular function: histone pre-mRNA DCP binding; U7 snRNA binding.